UGAAGUGGUUGGUUAAUCGACAGAAGAGGAAGGGACGAGGGAACUGUGGAUUCAGAGGGACCGAGGGAGGACAGCUCUGUCGUUAAACACGAAAAAAAUAUCGCUAUUAUAUUGAAGAUCGUCAGUGUGAAUCGGUGCUUCUCGGGGUGCAGCUGUACUUUUACUUUGGACUCUGUGGUAGGCUGCUUAGUACUGAAAGGAGUAAACUGCAACUUUCAACCUGUUAAUCAGCCGUUUAGUAGGCUACCGGAUCGACAGUGCCCUAGGAUGUCACGCUAUCCAACAAGGUUUUUUCAUCUUUCGGCUAAAACUUGUUUCUACGCCUCUACGUUAUAGGUUGGGACAUGCGCGUGACGGACUGAGCUGUUGCCAUGGCGUCUGCGAGGCUUCCGUUCCUGUCCGUCUGUGUGGCGUGCGCCGUCGGCCUGCUCCGUCUGGCCCGAGGGGAGGAGUCAGUUGUCCAUGCUAAGGUGGGAGGAGUGGCAGAAUUGGGCUGCAGGCUGGCCUCGGAUGCCACGCCCCCACCGCUCUUCCCCCUGCAUGUGGUGGAGUGGGUGCGGCGAGACUUCGAUGUCCCGGUCCUGAUCAAGUUCGGCCCAUACGCCCCCCGCGUGCAUCCGAGUUUUGAGGGCCGUGUGUCUCUGUCCCGUGGCGCCGCCCUGCUGGUGCAGCAGGUGCGACUGCAGGACGAGGGCUGGUUUGAGUGUCAGAUCCUGCGGCUGAACAGGACCAUGGGAGGGUCUGUCAAUGGAACCUGGGUCUUCCUGUCUGUCUCAGCUCCUCCCGAGUUCACCAAGACCCCGCCCCCUGUCAUCGAAGCCAUGCAAGGUGAUUCGCUGACCCUUACCUGCAGUGCCCAUGGCAACCCUCCACCAACCAUAAUCUGGACAAAGGAUGGCAUGCCAGUCGGGAAGACAGAAGAGACCGAGGUGGUGGAUGGCACAUUGACAGCAGGGCAGGUGACCAGGCGGAUGGGGGGCAUGUACAAAUGCCAUGUCUCCAACACGGAGGGCAGUCUGACUCACACAACUCAGCUCAGGGUCAAAGGUCCUCCAGCCAUCCUCCUUCCUCCAAAGAACACAACGCUCAACAUAUCCCAGAAUGCACAGCUGCAGUGUCGGGCGGAGGCUUAUCCCCCAAACAUGACGUACGUUUGGUGGCGACACGGAGAGAACGUCUACCACAUAGACUCACUGAAGUCCCGUGUGAAGAUUUUGGUGGAUGGCACCCUCCUUAUCCCCAACCUCAUUCCAGAGGAUUCUGGGAACUACACCUGUAUGCCCACCAAUGGGCUACUGACUCCACCUACUGCCUCAGCGUACCUCACUGUGAACCACCCUGCCCAGGUGGUGCAGAUGCCUGCGGUGACCUACCUGCCUGCAGGCAUGGGGGGCAGAAUCGUCUGCCCUGUGAGCGCCGAGCCCCCUCUCCUCUCUGUUCGCUGGACCAAAGAUGGACAAGUCCUGGACCUGAACACGUUCCCCGGUUGGAUGCUCAUGGCAGACGGAUCCAUAUUCAUCGCAGCAGCCAAUGAGGAUGCGGUCGGGACGUUCACCUGCACGCCCUACAACAGCUAUGGGACCAUGGGCCCCUCCCAGCCCACCCAGGUGGUCCUCCAGGACCCCCCCUCGUUCAGUGUGCUCCCCCAGGAGGAGUAUAAACAGGAAGUGGGCACCCAGCUGGUCAUCCCCUGCCAUGCCCAUGCAGACCCCUCCCCCAGCGUCACCUGGGCCAAGGUUGGCCCCGCCCCUCGCUCGCCUUACAUGGUGGCAGCUAACGGUUCACUGGUUCUGCAGCCGCUCAGUAAGGACCACCAUGGGGCGUGGGAGUGCCUCGCUGCCAACCGCGUGGCCACCAUUAGAGCCAGCACCCGCGUUUCAGUGCUGGGCACCAGUCCCCAUGCUGUCUCCACUCUGUCGGUUGAUCCGGGGACAAACCAGGCCAACGUGUCCUGGGUACCAGGCUUUGAUGGAGGACACUCCCAGAAGUUCACUGUGUGGAGGAAGCAGACAUCAGGGCAGAAGCCGGAGUGGGUGUCCGUGCCCGUCCCCCCGCCUGUCCCCCACCUGCUGGUCACAGGACUGCUCCCGGGCACCGAAUACCAGUUCAGCGUCCUGCCCCACAACAGAGUGGGAACCGGGCCCUUCAGCGAGAUCGCCACCGUCAAAACCCUCGACCUGCCUCCAGCUGUUACUAUGGUUCCCGCACUGGUGCCACCCACAUCACUCUCAGCCAAUCAGAGCUUGAAUGGGAUUGUUCUGCGGUGGGUGCGACCCCCACCUCAGGGCCCACCCCUCUCUGGCUUCAUCCUCCAAUUACGGCAGGAAGGGGAGGAGAAGUGGAAUGUUUUAGAAGGGGACAUCGGAGCCAAUGACAGUGAGAUCCUGCUGCAGGGACUGCAGAGGGACCGCAGCUAUGAGCUGAGGAUGCUGUCUCUCCGGGACGGCCUAAUGAGUGCCCCCAGUCAGCCACUCAACGUCUCCACUGCUGGAAUGGGGGCGUUCCCAGCGAGGCCCCGCCUCCUGGAGGGCGAGCAGCAGCCGCAGCUGGCGGGCGCUCUGGCUGGGGCGGGCGUCCUGUGCGCGCUGCUGCUCCUCCUGCUGGGCGCGGCAUGCUUCCUGAAGCGCAGCAAACACCGCCGCCACCAACGCCGCAAGAAGAGCGGAGAUAUCCCCGAUGCCCUGCAGAAAUGCCCCCCUGGCAAGGGCUCCUCUCGGGCAGACAGCCCUGACAGUGUCCUGAAGAUGAAGGCCUGCCUGCUGAACACCAUUUUCCCCAAAUUCCCAGCGUCCCGCUCUGAGCCCUCCCCCUCGGACAAUGGCGAUUGGAGCGAGUGUCAGGAGCAGGACAGGGAGCUGCUGUCUCGGCCCCGCCCCAAGAGCCGCCUGUGGGGCUGCGGAGUGGGCCAGGGGCCGGACGUCCCGUCUGCCGUCGCCCUGAAGUCCAUCUCGCGAGGGCCCGACGGCCGAUUCGUGGUCCGGCCCUAUGAGGACGGCUCCGCCUCCAGCUGCGUUGAGGACAUCCCAGAAUUUCCAGGGGGAGGCGGAGUUCUGGAAAACGGGCGUACGUCGCGCUGGGACUGCAGCAGGUCGUGCUCGCUGUGCUCGGAGCAGGACGACCUGGCCGUGGUGCUCUCAGUGGACCUGCCUGACGCCAGCACGGGGUCCUGCUCCGAUUCGGGUUCCGGCGCGGACCCCUGUGGCUCCACCGGGCUCAGCACCCCCUCUCUCCCACGGCCGGGGUUCCUGCCCCAGGACGGCAGGGCGCUGGUGACACAGAUGGAGCGGGAGAGGGAGUCGGGACACCUGAGCCGGUGUCUGGCCCUGGCGCGGGAGCGGGAGGCCCUGGAGAGGGAGCUGGAGCUCUGCGAGGCGCGGCUCAGUGCACGGGCCUGGCGCAAUGAAUGCUGGGACACCGGCUCCGCUCAGGAGGACUCUCAGCUCAGGGGAACCGACUGGCCUCCGCCUGAUGCCGGAGGGGGGCGCCAUUUGGGGGCCGAUACGGCGGAGCCGAGUGUGUCCUGCACCCUGAGGGACAGCUGCCCCAUUGCCUCCGUCUCCGGCAGCGUCCCAGCCCCCCGCCUGCAGGGGACAGCAUGGCCACAGGAUCUCCGGUGGGAGGACCCAGGCGCAGGGCCCACCAAUCUUGAAAGCGCAUGCCUGCUUUCAGAUGGCAUGGAGGCGGGGCACAGCCAUCGGAGGGCUCCUUCUAAGGGGUCUGCGGGCAGGUUUGUUUCUAUGCCAACAACAGAGGCUAGAUCAGACAAGGGGAAAACUGACUCUUUUUCCCAGAAUUCUACUCACCCGUCCCAGCGGCACUUUCUCCAGGGAGGAGAGGAGGAGGGGGGCAGGGUUGAUCGGGGGUAUUCUCCGGGCUCCACCUGGCCGUAUAGCAGAGGAGGGGGAGGGGGGGCACAUAAAACUGGAGGGGCAGAGAGUUUGGGAAUGACCCCCAGUGGCAGCAGCACCCCGUCAUUCCCUGAGACUGAUAAAGAGGUCAUCAGGGCUCAGCUCUGGAGCGCUGACCAGUGCCUCCGCAACAGUUCAUGUGGCAAAACGCCUUCCACCAGCCCGACAGGAAGUGGCGACGGCAGCAGUCGGCCGGACUCCUCCGUGAGCCGAACCUCCGGUUCUGCACGACCGGACCCGAAGCCGCACCCCUACCAAGCGUCCCAGCCGCACAGCAGCCCAGUCCUGCGGUACCUGAGCCUCCCAGGGUUUGUGGAGAUGAACGUGGAUGAGCCCGUGGACGCGAGCGUUCCUGCGGGUGGGGCGGCCGGUCAGAGUCGCGGCACCCGGGCGGGAGAGCCGCUGGCCACAGGCCCAGGCCCGAGACCCGGCGGAGCGACGCUCAGAGAAAGCCGCCAUCACCCCGCGGAGCCCGGAGCUGCUGGCUGGGGAGGGAGGGCGGGGUCUUCAGGCGGAACCCUCCGCAGGCCGCUCAGACGCUCACGGAGCUUGACGCGCGAAGCCCCGGCUGGGCGGGGCGGGCGGGGGGGCCAGACCGGGCACUCAGACCUGCACAGGGGGAGAGCGAGCUGGGGUUUGAGUUUUGGGCAGGACACAGACCCAGCUUUGACCCAGACCACAGGAGGCCCCAGAGCUCAGGCCAGCAGGACACACCCCUUGCCCUCUGUGUGUGAUGCUGCACCUCAGGGGUGCGGCCAGGCAGCCAGCAGAGGGCCAAGCAGGACCCAGCGGGACGUACCACCAAACCUGCCGGUCAGGAAGUGGGCCAGUCUGAAAAGUAGGCCGCAUCCCGUCUCCCAUGUGUUCCCCAGCCCUGAGAUGUGGGUCCGCUCACUCAGUUUGGGCAGCACCUCCAUGUCCAGGCUGGACCCUCUCAGGGGUGCGCCCCACAGUUCUGAGGAACCCCCCUCUCGCUCAUCGCCCCUCACCCCUUCGCCUCCAGCUACGGGGCAUCAGAGACUCCCAGUUUCACCUGAUCCCCGUCGCCAGGCAACCGUUCUUCCAGAAGUUCCCAGGUUCCCCGUGUGCUACCAGGAGGCUCCGCCCCCCCUUCCCGGCUCCGCCACACCCCGGUACCCCUCCAAUCCUCCAAACUCUGCACGGGACCGCCCAGCGCCACUUCAGCCUGGCCACGCCCCCCUCACACGGCAGGGUCCGAAGCAGGAAAGGGAGGCGCAGCCGGGUGCGGAGGAGGCCACGGAGGGGUCCGAGGAGGAGGAGGGGAGGGGGAGUUAUGCCAGCCAGAGCAGCGGUAGAGGGAGUCUGGGACCCCUCUCAGGUCACACCCCCUGCCCUUCCCCCUGCCCCUCCCCCACCCAACCCAGCUCACCACCCACCCUUCAGGAGGGCAAAGCAGGAGGAAGGAGGGUGUCAGUGGAUGAGAAUUAUGAAUGGGACACAGCCGAUGUUCACCUGGAGUCUGACCCCUGCAAGGCGUCACGCCCCCACCCAAACCAGGAGGGCGGGGCGUGGGACUGUCCGCGAGCUCCAGACCUCCACAGCAAAGGUGACCGCGUGAGCCUCUCGUCCUGUGUGGUGAAAUACCAGCUCUCCCCUGGGUCCCCCUGCUCCAGAACUCGUGACCUUGACUCUGUGUUAUUCUGACUGCCCACACGCACGCGUCUGCCCAGCCGUGUCUGUCUGUCUGCCCUGCUAGCACACGUGUCCUUCUACCAUCCCUGUAGCUUUAGACUCUUAUUCCUGUGUUGAGUCAGGAGAUGUCCUUAACUGACCCACAUUUAAAUGCAACUGCCAUUUUUUUUCCUCUAAAUCAUGGUUUGGUGAGCUCUGCAGUCAACUAAAUGAAAGAAAACUUAUACAUACUGUAUGUAAGGAAGACGCUAUUUGUAAGUCAAAGCUAAAGAUGAAUAUUUUUUGAUCCAGAUGUUAAAGCUUGAUAUAAUACUAGAAACAAAGACAGGAGUUGCUUUCUGUGAAUAAAACAAGAGGAAAUUGAAAGGUAAAUUGUGCAUUGAUGUUGGGAGAGCACAAUGUUUCCACAGUAUGGAAAUACUUACCAGGAACUGUAGACCUGCAAAAAUCACAAUUAACUAGUUUUCCAUGCCCUGCUUCAGACUGAGAGGCUUUUUUAACAAAUCAUUAUUUCCACAAAAAAUGUAUAUAUGCAUUUAUAUAUGUGUGUAUAUAUAUAUAUAUAUAUAUAUAUAUAUAUUUAAAUCAUAUAUAAAUUUUCAGUGGAAAUAAUGAUUUGUGUCAUCAUUUGAAAAUAACAUCUUGGAAGCUAUUAGACAUGAGAAACAGUAUGUACUGUAUGCUAUCUGCAUGGGUGACCCUGGUUGUGUUCAUAACAGCCUCCUAACUACUGUGUCCUCAAAGUAUGUACUAUCUACUAAAUAUGCUGCCUACAGUUUUUUUAGUAUGAGACAGGCUGUAUGCAAAAAAAUAUAAUAAUCCUUCAUCCUAUUCUCCAACGGUACUACGGAAGUGUCGUAGCACAUUCCACCCCUGUAGUAAAAAGGCCCCGCCACUUCCUCUCUGAUAUGUGGGACCCAAAGAUGGCUCCACCUUUUCCUCUCUGUGGGACCUCCUAAAAAUAUGAUUUACUUCCUGAAAAGUGUGGUCCUGAAUACGCACGUUGAAACCACCGGAAAGAAGUAUACCAUCUAGGGAUUUUAACUUCACUAUAUUUAGAGAAAACGUUGCCUACUUAACAGCUUUCUCAUCCAGUGUACUCUACUUACAUACUGUAUUAUAGUCAAUAGUAGGCAAGUGUGCUGUUUUGGAUUCAGCCCUGGUCUGUGAUUACUCCUGCGAUGGUCUGUACGGCGAGGAGUCUGUUCUGUUGAGUAUGCUGUCUGUCUAUUUUUCUCUUAUUACUGUUCAAAAUGAAAAACUAGGAGCAGAUCUUCAAACCUGUGACAUCACCAGUGACAUCACUGAUCUGUCAGGGCUAAUUGGAUGCCGUAUGACUCCAGGACUGCUGAUUGGACUGUGAGAUGUAUAGCCCAUGUCCCAGAAAUUCCGCAAUUACAGUCAUAUCCCACUGAAUGAAAAAACGUUAGUACAAGAGACCUAUAAAAUCACCCAAUUACAAUGUCCUCCAGCCACCAGUAAUCUGUCCAUCAAGGAAAGAUUUAUUCUGUAGUAGUGGAAACUUUAAUAAUGAGAUCAGCUGCACAGGUAAGAGGCAUAUCAUUGGAGGGUGUGCCACCCUGCACAGGGACUCUCCCACCAAUCAGCAGAAAGCUGUAACAAUGAAGGCACAAACCGUGCUAGAAGGCUGAGGCAGCGUGAGCCUUAUGCUGAAUGGUACUACUGUUUGCUCAUUGUUCAUCACUCACUUGUAAGAACCGAUCAGAUGUCUUUCUCCAUGACAAAAUUUUGGGAUCCGCCUCUCUUUGGGUUUCAGAAGCUGCCCUAUGCUGCCUCCAAAUUAUUUUCAAGAGUGAAAGUAAGGGUAGUGACACGUUUGUGGAAUUACAGUUCAGCUAAAAUAAUUUCAGUUUUCAGAUACUGUGGUACUCUGUCUUUGUGUGUGCGUUUUGAAGCCAUUUAGCACACUCACAGAAUAACUUCUAUCUUGUUCAUUAUGAGGAUUAUUUUUUAUGAGGAGCAGAAUGUGCUGUUCAUAUGUUUUAGCUUUUGCGGUAAAUGCUGGUAUCAGGGUUCUGAAGCCAUUGUUCUCUUUUAAUGAAAGGCACAUUAAUGAGAUCUUUCCAUUAAUUUCUUUCAAUACUGUCUGGUUUUAGCAGUGGUUUUGAUGCAAUCAAGUUUAUGCAUUAACUGUCUUCUGAUUAAUCUAUCUGCUGUAUCUGAUGGCUUAUGUUUUAUGUAGAUGUUUUCAUUUUUUAAAUUACUGAACCAUAUUUUUACUUUUAUGCAGGUUCGAUAUAUAACUAUAUAUAAAAAUAAAGGGUGAAUUUAUUUUGAAAAAAUAUUCUGUAUACAAAAUGUAUUAGUGUCUGCUUUAAGGAAAAAUAAGGUGCACAUACGGUGUUGUGCUCUGCUGAUUGUGUGUGGGUUUGGGUUUUCUGUUGCUGUUAUUGAUGUUAAAACUAUUUUUAUAUAUUUUCUUUUAAAAAGGAUUAAAUAAAGCAAUACAAUCA
Molecule: messenger RNA, 8035 nt
Organism: Anguilla anguilla (European eel)
Lineage: Eukaryota; Metazoa; Chordata; Actinopteri; Anguilliformes; Anguillidae
Exons: 21
Coding region: 372-5573 (1733 amino acids)
Biological process (GO): cell-cell adhesion
Molecular function (GO): protein binding
Source: RefSeq, a predicted model, not a curated record